Messenger RNA from Dermacentor silvarum, 1014 nucleotides. RefSeq lists its product as uncharacterized. The transcript is spliced from 5 exons. The record is from RefSeq and is a predicted model, not a curated record. NCBI's taxonomy places the organism in Eukaryota, Metazoa, Arthropoda, Arachnida, Ixodida, Ixodidae. The coding region runs from base 1 to 1014 and encodes 337 amino acids.
AUGGCGCCCCUACCAACACUGCAGAUCACGCGUCUUCGUCUCGUCUCCAGUAUCCCGGUGUACCCUCCCCCCGUGCAGCAAGUCGUGGUGACGCCGCCGCCGCGCCGGGUGUCCUACGUACCCCCCGAGCCGCCGACGUACGUCGAGCCACCCCCCGUGCGGACCUACGUGCGCAAGGUGGUCGUCAAAAAGCCCAUCAACAGCUACCACGUGCCUCCACCCGAGCCGGUAAAGACCUACUAUGUGCAUCCGCCGCAGCCAGCCAAGACCUACUACGUCCCUCCACCGCAACCUGCCAAGACCUACUACGUUCCUCCGCCGUCUCCACCAAAGACCUACUACGUUCCCUCCCAGCCCGUGGUGGUGGAGCCUCCGCGCCGACGUCCGCCGCCGACUCGCCGCGUGUCGUACCAGCCGGCACGCGAGGAAGUGCUGCCCCCUUCGCGGCCAACGUACUACGACACACCGCCGACGCCGCCCAGGCCUGCGGCCGUGCAGGAGGUGUACGUGCCUUCCAGACCCGUGUACCGCGGCUCCUCGUGCUCGGGCUACUGCGGACCUAAGGUGACGGCACGCGUCGAGCCGCGGCCGGAGCCUCCUUCGUACGUCAAGACACGCCAGGACGUCAGCUACUCGGUCAGGAGGGGACCCUACGUUGCACCAAGGUACGAACCGUGGACCCAGUCGUCGUACAAGACGUACCGCGCGUACAACGAGCCGUCGGAGCCGUGGCGUCCCAAGGGCGACGUCCCGAUCGGCGUCUCGUACAAGAUGAGCAUCUCCCGGGGUCCCGGAGGGCCCUACCCGUGGCAGGAGGAAGUGGUCAGCCGGCCCGGUCCUUAUUACCGGCACGCGCAGCCGUCGACGCCGCCCUCGGGACCGCGCUACUACAGGCCCGCUGAAUCUGCGCCCGAGCCGGUCUACCCGUCACGAUCCCAGGGAGGCUACGCCAAGAACGACCUGCAAGACGACGACGACGACACGUACGACUUCAAGAGGCCCAGCUACGGCUGA